AUGUAUGUGAAAUGGUUUGAUACAGCAAUGUUUUACUAUGUGAUUUUAGUGAUUUUAGUGAAUGUCACUUUUUGUCAUUUUUGAAUUUCCCGCCGUUCCGUCCCCCGUACGUCCCGACGCUCACAGGGGACGGAACCCAGAUGACAGAUGCCGGCAUCCGCCGGAUUACAUUGUCUGGGACACUGCAGGAGGGACAUCGUGGGAGCGCAGGACAAGGUAAGUGAUACAGGGAUCGUGGAGCAGCGCCGCAUGGUAUUCCCGAGUGUAGCUCGGGGUUACCGCUUGUGCUACACUCGGGAAUACCGCCAGGGAGGU
This is a messenger RNA of Staurois parvus, 315 nucleotides long. The record is from the annotation of a GenBank genome assembly. NCBI's taxonomy places the organism in Eukaryota, Metazoa, Chordata, Amphibia, Anura, Ranidae.